AUGGAGGGUGCCCCUAUUAGGUCCUCGGGAGUGCUUAAGACCCAAGAGGGUCGGAAUUCCGAAUUUCGCCUCCUCUUGUUGGCGGGGUUAGGAGAAGAGUUGAUUACAACCUCUUCUUGUAAAGAAGGAGGAGAGACAACAACACCACUUCCCCCAACAAAGAGAAGAGCUAGCACGACUACUCAUGAUGAUACCAAGAAGAAGAGAAAGGACUCGAGCGACGUUGUUG
Morchella sextelata is the source of this 229-nucleotide messenger RNA. RefSeq lists its product as uncharacterized. NCBI's taxonomy places the organism in Eukaryota, Fungi, Ascomycota, Pezizomycetes, Pezizales, Morchellaceae. The annotation marks the transcript as partial. The transcript is spliced from 3 exons. The record is from RefSeq and is a predicted model, not a curated record.